Suricata suricatta (meerkat) is the source of this 5991-nucleotide messenger RNA. It is a transcript of the gene C11H11orf87, whose product is annotated as chromosome 11 C11orf87 homolog. NCBI's taxonomy places the organism in Eukaryota, Metazoa, Chordata, Mammalia, Carnivora, Herpestidae. The record is from RefSeq and is a predicted model, not a curated record. Bases 375 to 974 code for a protein of 199 amino acids. The transcript is spliced from 2 exons.
GGCAGCGGCGGCGGCGGCAGCGAGCCUCGGUCUCCGGCCGCUUCACUCCGCGCCUUCUGCAGCCGCCACUGCAGCCGCGCGGCGGGGCUCCCUCCCUGCAGCCAGCCGGCGGCCCCAGCCUGGUGCCUUGGGAAAGGAAAAGGGCGCGCGGACACGCGUUCCAGGCGGGGCCGGAGAGGACCUCCUGCGCGCCGCUCGCCUCCCGCCGGCUAGCUCUCCACGGUUGCCCCCUCGGCCCUUGGCUCGCGCGUCAGCCCCUCCCGUACCAGGGAGCGGUUUUGGGUGGCGUGGGCUCCAUCCUCUUCUUAGCUGGUGGGAACGGUGUGCCCGGGAGAGGAAGUCUGGUGGGCCCGGCCCCUCCCCGCCCAGCGCCGAUGAGUGCCAGGGCGCCCAAGGAGCUGAGGCUGGCGCUGCCGCCGUGUCUCCUCAACCGGACCUUUGCCUCCCCCAACGCCAGCGGCAGCGGCAACGGGAGCGCCAGGGGCCCGGGCGCGGGCGGCAGCGGCGGCGGCACCUGCAUCACGCAGGUGGGACAGCAGCUCUUCCAGUCCUUCUCGUCCACGCUGGUGCUGAUUGUCCUGGUCACCCUUAUCUUCUGCCUCAUCGUGCUGUCCCUGUCCACCUUCCACAUCCACAAGCGCAGGAUGAAGAAGCGGAAGAUGCAGAGGGCUCAGGAGGAGUAUGAGCGCGAUCACUGCAGCAGCACCCGCAGCGGCCAGGGGCUACCCCCCGCGGCGAGCACCCGGGCCCCGGCCCCCGCAAAAGAUACCCGGCUGGAGAGGCAGCCCCGGGACUUUGCCUUCUGCGGCCCCUCCGAUGCCUCCUCCUCGUCUUUGUCCCCUGGCCUCCCGCGCCAGGCUCCCUGCGCUCCUCCGCCUCCGCCACCCGCGCCCAGUCCCCAGGGAGCACACGCAGCCUCCUCCUGUUUGGACACAGCUGGCGAGGGCCUCUUGCAGACGGUGGUACUGUCCUGAUUGUUGAGCCCCUCUCUCUUCUCCCCUCCCUCAUGCCCAGCAUCUUGGCCUUCCUUGCUUUUCUCCCCUCCAUCUUUCCUCUUCCACUUUUCUCUGGCCUCCCUUCCCUCUUCCUUCUUUCCGUAUCCGCCCGCCCCUCACUCUGUUUCUCCUCCGCCGAGGCACUGUGCGGUAUUUGUAAAUAUUGGGCAAGGAAAGUCUCGGAAGAAGAAAUAACGCUGAUAAUACUUUAUUAUUAAUAUUUAUAGUAAUUAUUAUAAUACUAAUAACACAGUCCAAGCGCAUGACAAAUCACAUAAUUUCUCAUUUGUCAAUGAACGACGCGUCUUCCCUCUCCACCCUGCACCCCCCCACACACACACAAUAAGGAGGAGAAACCGCACAAGCUACCAAAUAUAUAUAAACAAGGCAUUGAUUCACGGAGCAAAGGGAGCGGAGAGGCCCGGUGUGUUGUACAUAGCUGUCAAGUUAAGGUUCAGUUAACUUCCUUUCCUUCCGCCCCAACCCCCACCGCAAGCUUUCUCUUUUUCUUCAGCCGCCCUCCCUUCCCCAUUCCCACCCUCAGCCGGGCUCAGGCAAUAGUAUAUUAUAAAGAAAACGUCUACAUUAAGCAACAGAACUAUAAGAGGCCGCAGAGACAGUCCCAGGAAAACACCGAUGACAUGAACCGAUCUCCGUCCGCCCUCGUCUCACCCCUUAGUUAACCAUUCCCUUUUUCCAGGACCAGGCUUUUAAAUUUACUUUUAGAAGUGUCCCUCGCUGGCUGAAAAUCUUUAAAUGAGUGAAAGAAAGGAAGAAAGAAAGAAAAAGAGGAGAGAAAGAAGAGGAAGAAAAGAAAGAGAAAAGGAAAGAAGGAAAGAAAGAAAAAGAAAAUGAAAAAGAAAGACAGACCUGCUGCUUUUGCUGCCUGCCCUGCUCCAGGCCCCACACCUUUGAGUUGUGGCAUUUUCGGGAUUCACAAAGGAUCCAGGAGCUGUCCAGCCAGGGCUGGUGCUGAAAUUGCUUCACCAAACUGGUUACUUUAUUUGGUUGUGCAGGCGGAAGAGGGGCCGUUUUGGGAAGUGACUAUUUUAGCUUUUUGUUGGCUUCUUUCUUCUUUUUCUACAAUCGGGUUUGUGCGUGUACUAUUGGUUUUAUUAUUAAACAUUGCAUAAGUUACCUUUUUUGUAAAAAAAAGAAAACAAAAAGUACUAGGUGUGCAGUACUGAAAUUGCAGUAUCUAACCAACCAGAAUGUUUCUGUUUAAUUUUUAGAGCAAGUGCACCUUUGUUAUAUAUUUAUUAUAUUGGUACCAAAUAUAGAAGCAAACUAUAGUUCUGUACUACAUCCUCCAAACUGUAUAGUCUUGUUCUUAAUUUCCAGCUGUUGAUACAAUGGUUACCACUGGAUGAGUGAUGCCGUGGUGCAGGCCUGGCUUCUGCUGUUUCCAGAAGUGUUCUUUUGUACCUUACUCUGUAGUGGGCUGUUGUAAAGAGAUAACACAUUUCUUUCUUUCUUUUAUUUUUUUAUUUUUUAUUUUUUAUUUUUUUGGCGAAUAACAGAAACAACCAUAUCAGAACACAAAUAGAUAAUGGAUGUGCAGGAAUGCCAUCUAUUAAAACAUGGUUAGCAUUGAAACAGUGCCUCUAGUCCUCGCUGCAUGCAUCUACACCACCUGGAGGCGGUGAUGUGUGUGCUGGGUGUCCUGAGUGUGUUUGGGAGUGAGACUGGCAGGGGUAUUGGGCAAUUUGGAUGACAGGACAUGCAAAUUUCAAGAGAAGUUAAAUCUCAUAAUGCCUUGUCUGAUAAAAACAUAUGAAGCUUGUUUAGUUAAAAAUGUGUGCCUGCAUCUGAGGAUGCAGUGAGAGAAAGGCUCUUUCUCUUUUCUCAUUCUGGCUUAUCUGCCUUCACUGGAUGUAUGGGGGGGAAAAAACAGAGAAAAACACAGUGAGAGAGAUCAGUCUUUUUGUUCGCUCUCCUGUUGCCAGACCAGGCCAUCUCUGUUAGAAGUGGAGUUCAGAACUAUGCUUAUUUACCACCCUCCUUCCCUUGGAUUGAGGAUAGAAGGGCCAGAAGCAUUUUCCAUCUUAAUGAUAUGCAGUGACAUCCUUUCUUGGGAAUCACUUCUUUGACAGCUAUUUAAAUGUUUGGAUAAUGUAUGCAUGAGAAUGUUCUACAAAAAGUUCAACCAAAAGAGUUCUUAUUACCUGCAGCGUGUAAGGCCAGUGCCCCUGAGUGCAUCCCUCUCUCUAGUAAAUAGUAAUUCUAGAUCUUCUAUCUUGGUUCCAGGCUGAUGUGCUCUUAUCUAGAGAAGAGAUUACCUCUGAGGUUUUAGAUCAUCUGUUAAGUUGCCCAAGCUCAGUCUGCAUCUUUUAUACAAAUAAUUUAAUAAACCUAAUUUUAAUUACCCAUUAGAUAGUCACUCCAGUCCUUUCCUGAAGCACAGCGGAUCACCACCGAAGCAUGCUGUCUGUUGUGAUAUUAGGACAACCAGGUAUAAUCUUUGGGAACAACAUAUUAGACAAGGAACCAGAUCCCCUCCAGUGCCUUAGUCACUUCUGCGUAAUAGGUAAAGAGAGUGCAUUAACUCCCUCAGGCCACUAGGGAAUCCUUGAGUGCAUCAGAGCUCUGAAUGGUACAUCAGAAUGACUAAGGCACUGUGAAGAAGAAAGUCCAUUAAUUUUUGUAGCUCACCCUCGUCCAGCUGUAGCUCUUUAAUACCUUAUUACAGAAGACUUUUGGACUUGAAAUUUGAAUUGAAUCAGGGACUCAGAAGGGAGCUUCCUCAUUUCCAAUAAGCUCUACUAAGUGCAUGGAUAUUACUUUCUCCCCCUUAUUUGGUGCACUUUGUACAAUGAAUAAUUUCCCAUUUUAUUAAAGCAAUAAGAUGUUCUGUUGUGAGCAGUGCUGGAUGAUGAUUCCAUUUCCUUGGUGCUGAAGCUACUUGCACGUUCUUGCCUUACGAAUCACCGUGCAUCCAAGGCGUGCAAUAGUAAUCCCUCCGCGGAGCAGCCUCCACACUCGAGGGGGUAAUUAUGAAAUUGUCCUAUAUAAUUUUCCCCCAAAGGAACAGAGGACACAGGAGAAAUGAAAGCAUUAUGUAUACUGUUUAAAAAAUAUCUUGAUACCUCUAAACAUGGGCACACAUCCGUAAUAUACUCUUACUGUGCACCUUUAAAUACGUAUGCCUUUCUCCAUUAACUGACUGUGGUUUAAUAUUUUUAAUAGCGCUCUUUGUAAGGAUCAUGUGGUUUGUGAGGCAGAUUUCAUGCUGAGUUUAAUAUUCUUAGAAUUCAAAGCUUCUGGUGGUAUCACUUGAGAUUUUUAUGAUAGAGAAUUACAUGAAAUUCUAGUAACUCCAGUCCCCACACCAAAUUAUUGCAAUAAGCACAUAUCCAAGCAAUUUGCACAGACCCCAUUUAGAGCAUUGCAUCUUAUUGAGCUCAAAUGCCAGUCUCAGGAGUUUGGGAUGCUAUCAACAGGGCAUUUUGGAUUUCAUUUAUAUGAAACGAAAGGCAAUCUGGAAACAGCUAAAUUUAUUUGAAGGAUUUUUAUCCAUGCUGUCCCGUCAAAUGAAUUGCUUCAAAUCCCUGUAGCUACGGCCCAACUUCUGCACUUGCUCUUCGGUAUUAAUAAGGUGGCAUGCUUGAUUCUUACUGUUUUUAAAAAUGAAACAAUUGGAGAGAGAAUAUCAUUAUGUCAGCUGUAUGGGACUCUGAAUCUUAAAGAUGUAGAUGAAUAUAAUCUUCUUUAGAAUUUAUAUACACCCAUAGAUAUGUAUUUAUAUAUGCAUACAUUUUGUACAAAUUUACAAUGGACUUUUUGUAUUCUCUUUUCUGUCAUUACAAGAAUGAGAUGGAGACCAAAUAGUUGUUCCAUCCUCUUACCCAGAGAGGAUACUGAGAAGUCAGGUAUAUGCAUGUACUUAUUUCUCUGGCGUUAAAUCCGGAUGACUUUCUCUUUAUUUAAUGAAAGGGGAGAGUCUUGGUUGGCUCUGGGAAUUGGUAAUUAGAUAAGCUUCCUUUUCUAGUUAGUGACUCAAAUGUAGCAAUGAUAAUGAACUUGUGACCAUAUCUAUGUGGUCUAAAUAUCUAGAUGGAAAGCAAAAAUAUCUAGAAGAGCUUUAGGGCUAUCUGGACCACAAACCUGGAUUGUGGCUAGAUUUUUUUUUUUUUAAUUAUCAGCCUGUAUGUUGUGUGGAGAUACAACUUAUAUCUGCAUAUCUAAUGGUAAAGUGAAAAUAUGACCAUUAUCUGUUUAGUUUGAUAUGUAGUUUUUAAAAAAUAUGGGUAAAUUAGCUUUAAAAAAAGACUUUGGCAUCUGACUUUUCCACCAUUUCUAUCUAUAUCGAUUGACUUAAUUAGAUCAUGGUUAAAAUUCCAUUUUUUCCAUUGUGUCGACAUUUGCUUUAAAUGCUUUUCUGUGGGUGACAGGUGAGCAGCUGCUAGCGGAUGUUAUGUGGAAGUUACAGGUUAAAUUAGAACCAGAAACGUUCAUCUGGUCAGGUCCAUUCCCCUGUGAAUCUGGACUUUGAAUCUGAAUUUGAAAACCUUAAUCUCGGCCAUCCUUUUUGGGAUUAGUGAUCAUUAGGUGUUUUCAUUCACAUUAGAAUGAACUGAUCCGUCUGUAGAGGGGUAUUUAAUCAUUGAAUUGAACAUCACUCUGAUUCCGAUUUUGGUUCUGAUUUACUUGAUAUCAUUUGAGAAACAGCUUUGAUGACUUGACAUCAAUAACUAUUAAUGUCACCAACCUAGUAAUACAAUUGGUGCCAUAUAGGAAUGCUUAGCUAAGAAUAAGAGUUUAAUUAACUUUCAUUGGGGACAGUGUCUUAUUAAGGUAGUUCUACCUUUUUUGAAGCAGGGACACUUGUGAUUUCAUUGGGUUGUUUGUACAGGGAGAUUAACAACAAUAAUGACAAGAGCAACAGAAAACUGAUUUUUGAACUCAAAUAUAUCUAAUAGAAUAAAACAAAUACUAGAAUUCAUGGAAAAUUUGUUUUGCUUUUCUAUCAAUAAAAGAGUUUUCUUGUUAAUUGGCA